Molecule: messenger RNA, 762 nt
Organism: Solanum dulcamara
Lineage: Eukaryota; Viridiplantae; Streptophyta; Magnoliopsida; Solanales; Solanaceae
Exons: 1
Coding region: 240-695 (151 amino acids)
Biological process (GO): blue light signaling pathway
Source: RefSeq, a predicted model, not a curated record
AUAUUGCAUAGUUUCCCAACACAGGAAUAUAUUCUCUCUUUUACACUAUAGUUUGGAGACCAAAAUAAAAUCAUCAUUUCUCCCUUCAAUAACACCCUCUCUUGGCUAGCUCCAACGCUAUAGUUUGGAGACUAGCCAAAAAAAAAAAAAACUAUCCUUUCUCCCUUCAGCAAUUUGCUUCAAAGACGAACAUCAUCACUAUCAUCACUAUUAUCACCACGAAUAAAAAUUCAUUCAUUAUGACGAACAAACGAGAAAGUUCAUCAAAAUUUUCGAUACAAUCCCCGAGACGUCCUGACCCUAACGGUGACAAGCUCGAUUCAACGAGGCCUAGUAAUUUACUAGCCAAGAAAAAUAAUGUCACGGUCAAGCACGAUCAAGAAAAAUUCAACGAUACGCGAACUAACAUCAUGGUGCACGUGGGGCAUGCCAGCACGCAUACCGAGGGCGGGUCGAUGAGGGCGGAAGAUAAUGGACGUGAGAGAUUGAAGAGACAUAGAAUUGAAGUGGCAGGACAUGUAUGGAUACCAGAAAUUUGGGGACAAGAGGAAUUACUCAAUGAUUGGAUUGAUUGUAGUGCAUUUGAUUCAAAAUUGAUGAAUAAUAAUAAUAUAAUGUCAGCUAAAGCUGCUUUGGUUGAAGAAAGAAGAAGAAGAAAUUCAUCUUGCAGAUUGAGAAUUGAAAAUAGCUAUUGAAAUUAUGCUCCAAAAAAAGAUGAGUUUUUUUUAAAAAUAAAUAAAUUCUGAUUUCUCUUUUUUUUUU